Acanthamoeba castellanii str. Neff is the source of this 939-nucleotide messenger RNA. RefSeq names its product L1P family protein. The transcript is spliced from 7 exons. The record is from RefSeq and is a predicted model, not a curated record. NCBI's taxonomy places the organism in Eukaryota, Discosea, Longamoebia, Acanthamoebidae. Gene Ontology annotation, molecular function: protein binding. The coding region runs from base 1 to 939 and encodes 312 amino acids.
AUGGCGAGCAAGGACAACAUCAUGUUCCCCCUCUCCUUGCCCAUUGAGCUGCAGCUGGGCAUCUGGGCGCUACUCGACCGGAGGAGCCUCUGCAGCGCAAGUCUCGUGUGCCACGCCUGGCACGACCUCUCCUCCGACAAUCACCUCUGGCCGUGGCUGUGCCGCGGCGGGGCUGAGCAGAAGGAGAUGUGCCGCAGAGAGAUCACGGAAGUGGAGUGGACGCCGCGCGCCCUGGCCCGCAACCACAAGUCGUGGAAGCGCCACUUUGGCGUGCGGCUGCGCGCCGCCGAUCCCUACCUUGCUGCCUUGCGCCGUGUGGUGCCACAGCUGCUGGCCGACGCACGCACGCGCGGAGCGACCACGGAGACGGUGGACAUCUCCAUCAAGCUCUACUAUGACCCCUAUCGAGAUCGGAGGCAUGCGACAUCGGCCAAAGCUCGUAGUGAUCUCCUUGGCAUCAUUGGACCCGAUGGGCUCACCGUUCUUUGUGACCAAGCCGCCAAGCUGGGCGUGCACUACUUCGACGCCACGCACCUGCGAUCCUUCAACAAGGACAGGAAAGCGAUCAAGAAGUGGGGGCGACAGCACCACUGCUUUUACGCCCAUCACGAAAUCAUACGCAUGGUCCCGCGACUCCUGGGGCCGCAGCUGAACAAGAUGAGCAAGUUCCCUCGCCUGCUGCCCAGCGACGUUCCGCUUGCGGCGGUGGUCGAGGAAUACCACCGUACGGCAAGAGUGGCCCUGCGCAAAGCUCCCACCCUGCAGGUGGCAGUGGGCCACGUGGGCAUGAGCGCGGAGCAGCUCAUCCAAAACGUCAAGGCCUUCUCAGUUGCGCUGGUGGAGGUGCUGCCAUCGUGGGAUCGGGUCGCGAGCAUCGCACUGCACGCCACCAGAGGACCGCCGUUCACCGUCAUCUCUGCGCCACCUCCUCGCCGUUGA